AUGUGGGGUCUCUUAGGCCACCUGAGUAGCCCAUCUAGCCACAUCCCAGGACGCGGGGGCUCCAGACGAUUGAGCGACGUCUAUGUCCAGGGAGCCAACAGGUUCGUUCCAGGCUCCUCAGCUCCCUGGGUGACUUCUGGCUGCCUGAGCAGCCAAGAGGGUGCAGGAAGUACUUCAGGGAUCCGAGAGGCUGAGAGGUUUGGGACCCCCCCAGGAAGGGCUUCCAGCAUCACUCGGCAGGGGAAGGAGGAGACCAGCAGCAGCGUCAAGUAUAAGACUGGCCGGUUGCCACUAGGGAAGAUCGGAAGGGGGUUCAGCAGCAAAGACCUUGACUUCCAUGAUGACUAUGGCUCUCUCAGAAAUGAAGACUGCUUUGAUGAUGACCCUCAAGAUAGACCCGAUCAGUGUCGUCUAGAAAACUACAGUGGACUUGAGGUCACCAAUGUGUAAAGAAUGGCUUUAUUCCCACCAGUCUCAUGGCCAAGGAAAAAAAUCAAAGGGGGAAGGAAGAAGCUCAUGAAGAACCCACCCAAUUGGGUGCACGUAGAAACUUUGAGCUAAGUGACAACAUGGUGCUGUCACCUUGUUAGCCAAGGGACACUCCCCA
Trichosurus vulpecula (common brushtail) is the source of this 607-nucleotide messenger RNA. RefSeq names its product kazrin-like. Bases 1 to 450 code for a protein of 149 amino acids. The record is from RefSeq and is a predicted model, not a curated record. The transcript is spliced from 4 exons. NCBI's taxonomy places the organism in Eukaryota, Metazoa, Chordata, Mammalia, Diprotodontia, Phalangeridae.